CUCCAACUCAUUCCACCAAAUUACAACAUCACAUUUGUGUGUCAAUUUGAGCAUACCAUUUAAAAGAAAAAAAUCAAACAAGCCCGUGUGGAGCUGAAAGUCUGAAACCUUAAUGAUAUAGAUAUAUGAAACGCACGCUGGCUGCCUGGAUUUGCCGCUGCCUUUGUUUUUCUAUCCAAGUCAGUCCCCCACAUUGUUUGACCGCGCGAUCGAGGACGCCGUGGCCCGCCCACCCCCUCCGAUCAAUUCUUCUUCUUCUUCUUCUUCAAAAUCCCAGCAGGCCCCUUGUCUUCGUCUCGGCAACAGGAGCAGCAGCAGGGCUCGCACACACGACACCAGGCAAAAGGGCGUCAUGCCACUGCUCGCCGCGAGCGGUGUCGUCGGCGCUGGCGCCCUGGGCGGCGCCGUCGCCUACGCCGCCCUCGCGCUCGCGGCGCUGCGGCUGCUGCUCUCAUACAAGUCGGCGCUCUACGCGCUGCGCCGCCUCUGGCGCUGCGCCGACGAGUGGGCGCAGGCGUACCAGUACCACGAGGUGCCGCGCUUCGCCUGCGACGGCGCCGAGAACCCGCUCUUCCGCAAGGCCGCCGCGUACGUGGCCGCGCUGCCGUCCCUCGAGGACGCCGACGCCGCCUCCGUGCUCUCGUCCGCGUCCAGGACCAACGGGGGACUCUCGCUCCACCUCGGCCCGGGCCACACCGCGCGGGACUCGUUCCUCGGCGCGCGCCUCGCGUGGACCAACGCCGCCGACGGCGGCCGCCUGGUGCUGCGCGUGCGCCGCCACGACCGGACACGCGUGCUGCGCCCCUACCUGCAGCACGUCGAGUCCGUCGCCGACGACAUGGAGCAGCGCCGGCGCGAGCUGCGCCUCUUCGCCAACACCGGCGUGGACGGGGCCACGGGCGCGCCGCGGUGGGCGUCGGCGCCCUUCACGCACCCGGCCACGCUCGACGCCGUGGCCAUGGACCCGGACCUCAAGGCCCGCGUCCGCGCGGAUCUCGAGAAUUUCCUCAAGGGCCGCGCCUACUACCACCGCCUCGGCCGCGUCUGGCGCCGGAGCUACCUCCUCUACGGCCCGCCGGGCACCGGCAAGUCCACGUUCGCGGCGGCCAUGGCGCGGUUCCUGGGCUACGACGUCUACGACAUCGACCUGUCCCGCGCCGGCAGCGACGACCUCCGCGCGCUGCUCCUGCACACCACCCCGCGGUCGCUCAUCCUGGUCGAGGACCUGGACCGGUACCUGCAGGCCGCCGGCGCGGACGGCGAGGCGCGGGCGGCGAGGGUGCUGAGCUUCAUGGACGGCGUCGCCUCGUGCUGCGGCGAGGAGCGGGUGAUGGUGUUCACGAUGCGCGGGGGCAAGGACGCCGUGGACGCGGCGGUGGUGCGGCCGGGGCGGCUGGACGUGCACAUCCACUUCACGCUCUGCGACUUCGAGGCCUUCAAGACGCUGGCCAGCAACUACCUGGGGCUCAAGGACCACAAGCUCUACCCGCAGGUGGAGGAGGGCUUCCACCACGCCGGCGCCCGCCUCAGCCCCGCCGAGCUCGGCGAGAUCAUGCUCGCCAACCGCGGCUCCCCGAGCCGCGCGCUCCGCAACGUCAUCACCAAGCUCCAGCGCGUGUCCGCCGGAUCAGCAGCAGGCGCGCCGCCGCCCAGGCGGAACACGAGCUGGUCCGGGACCGGGCCACACUGGGAGGACCAGUCGGCGCGCGCCAGCGCGGACUCCACGGAAGCCGACGAGACGCCGGCGGGAGGUGGGGUGUUCGGCAAGGACGCGCCGCCGAUGAGGGAGUUCAAGAAGCUCUACGGGCUGAUCAAGGUCAAGAGCCGGAGGGAGGGCUCCGGCGUCGUGCCUCUGGAAGCCGACGCGCACGGGCCGCCGACGCCGGGCAACCACGACAGGGAGCGGUGAUUGAUGAUUAGUAGAAUUGUAGACUGUAGUGGUGGCCAGGCCAAAAAAAAAAAGGAUUUUGAUUUCUUUUCUUUUGACUACAAUUUACUACUAUUACACUGCUAGUCAGUUAGUGACCGGGGAGACAUACAAUAUGAUACAAUACGAUUGAUGGAAGAUAGAAAUGCUAGGGAGUCUUGUGUGGUUUCAGCUGCAGGAGCUAACAGUCAGUCAAUCAGCGUGAAAGAAAAACAGUGGACAAAAAUGGGACAAGUUCGUGAAAUUUGCUCUGAA
Messenger RNA from Panicum virgatum (switchgrass), 2182 nucleotides. RefSeq names its product AAA-ATPase At2g46620-like. The transcript has a single exon. The record is from RefSeq and is a predicted model, not a curated record. Bases 353 to 1909 code for a protein of 518 amino acids. Lineage: Eukaryota; Viridiplantae; Streptophyta; Magnoliopsida; Poales; Poaceae. Gene Ontology annotation, molecular function: ATP hydrolysis activity; ATP binding.